This is a messenger RNA of Phialemonium atrogriseum, 1131 nucleotides long. RefSeq lists its product as uncharacterized. The record is from RefSeq and is a predicted model, not a curated record. The transcript has a single exon. The coding region runs from base 129 to 731 and encodes 200 amino acids. NCBI's taxonomy places the organism in Eukaryota, Fungi, Ascomycota, Sordariomycetes, Cephalothecales, Cephalothecaceae.
UCAAUGAAUUGCCCCGUCAAAACUCGUACUCCGGAAGUUACCAUCAGAAACUUGGUCAGGGGUAGUCCCAACUGCCCACCAGUUUUCAGGGUGAACUGUGACUGAACCUCGGCAGGUGUCGACCCAGCAUGCUGAAUCUUAUUCCAAGAGGAACAGGAUUGGUAAAUGUCUCCAUCUCUUGCUGCAUUUGCCACCUUGGCAAGGGGAAAGGUGCUAUAUAUCCCAACCUCUUCUCUGUUGGCAUCACCACUUGGAUGACAUCGGGAAAAGUCGAUGACAGGCUAGCCCUGGGAGCUGGACGUCUGCAACGAUAUCCUAAAAUAGAUAGCUAUCAGGGACAAGUGAUGGCAAGUAGUCCGUCCAUGGGGCCAGCGGGGAAACUGCCAAGGCUCUCCACAGGGAUGACAUCCUGGUCGUCGAAGGGGAUGCAGAGCUCGAGGGGCAGCACGGCGACCCCUCCCAGAUUUCUGGCUUGUCCGCAUAUGAACAGGAGUAGAUCUACGGACUGGAACCCUCAUUCUGCCCUUCAUCGCGGAGACCCUUUCGGCAGUUCGACUUCCUCCCCGAAUAGAGAGACGUUUUGGAUAUACGGGCUCGGAGAGAGUUUGGGUUUGCUUGAAAAUAUGCAAAUUCCUGGGAGUCUCCUUUUCGACAAUGGGUCUCCUGAUCCCAACUCUUCUAUUGCACUAAGGAUGAGAGACAGACGCGAUGCCAGUAAGGGGUUAGUGUAGUGCCUCUGAGGAAUGUCCGAUGGGUGUCCCGGGGAUCAUUACAUCAACAGGAAGGAGGAGUAAGAAAAUGCCACAGCAAUCCUCUCACCACGGCUUCCAACCUCGAAUGCUCAAGUUUCCUCGACCGCAGCAGCCAGCUAUCAAUGGACGGGCUAUAUGCUGCACCGCUCACCUGGGCCACGCACUAAACGUGUUGCGCUCCAAGAAUGGAAGAUGGAGAGUGCCGAAGACGGAGAAACGGAUUUGACUUGUAGAUCACCAACAAAUCCGGGAAACCACGGCGGCCGACAGUCUAACGAUUACCUCAUAUUAUGCUGUGAACAUCACUGCCGUGAUGCCAGGUGUAGAGGGUGUCCAGUUUUGGGACGCGCCUAGCAGGUCACAUUCAGCCGGCAGUGCA